AUCCCCAUAGCCUUGUUGGACACACAGUUGGAAGCCAUUCCUCACACAUACUCAUCUGCUGUGUCUUUUAUCGGACUCGCCUUGUUCGUCGCACCAGUGACCCUCCUUUCGCCUUCUUAAACAACCAACCUGGCUGCUCGUUGGAACCCUUCUCGCGUUGGAUACAGCCCCGUGAUGGAUCUCUCACCUCCAUCCUUGACCAGGUCGCCGGCGUCACCUCCAAGUACAAAUUGCUCCGAAAGCCCUUCUCUGGAUUAUCCUUCGCCGGAUUUUGUAGAUCCCAUCUACAAGGUCACCACUUCCAUGUUCGAUCAGUCUUGCGCAGCGAUGCCUUCACCACAUAUGGACUCCGAGAAUUCGCUCCCGCCUUUAGAUGCGAUGACCUCGGCCGGCUGGAGUGGAACUACCGUGAUACAUCCCAGCUCAACGUCGGGUGCGCCGAACAUCAUGUCGGCCGAAUACGACCCCUUCGCUCACUAUGAGCCUAACAUGCAUGCUUCGUAUAGCCACGAAUUAUAUCAGUCUCACCCGCAGGCGCCAGUGCUCUCAACUCACACUCCUCCCCCAAUGCAUUCAACUACUUCACGUUCGCCAGAUCCGUCUCAAAGGCACGCUUUUGGCUAUCCUCAUAGCGUAUCACCUAUGCCGCGGAUUAAGAUGGAAGGCGCCAAUGUUCCCACCACCGAUUAUGGUAGCGGGCCAGAAUUAUCUCAGUACCCCUCACCUCGUUCUGCUCACUCCUUGCCUUUGGAAGGUGGUGGCUACGCCUCCGCCGCUGGUAGUUCAGGUUAUCUCUCGGAUGUUCCCUCGGGCUCAUGGCCAAAGUCAGAGUAUCCAACCCUCGAGUCAGAACCUUACUACGCGGGGCCUAGCGUUCCGGGGCCUGCUUUCUCCCAUGACAGGCGACAACUCCGUGUGCCGAGGACCCAGCGGAGACAGCCCCGGAAGCUAACCACGAAAGAGGAGGCCAAUUUCCAAUGUGAAGUAAAGGGAUGCGGCAAGCUCUUCAGUAGAAGCUACAAUUUCAAGGCGCAUAUGGAAACUCACGACGAGAAGAGGGAAUAUCCUUUCCCAUGCACUGUUCCGGACUGCAACAAGAAGUUUGUGCGAAAGACGGACUUGCAAAGGCACAACCAGAGUGUCCACAUGAAAGAGAAGAACCACAGAUGUGACUAUUGCGGACGAAUGUUUGCGCGCAAAGAUACUCUACGAAGGCAUAUGGAAGAUGGUUGCUCUAAACGUUUCGACCUGGGCACUCUAGACUUACGUGCUGAAGGCUACAAUGCUUACCCGGCGCCAACGAGAACUCUCGGUAGCACUCCAGGACAUCUAGUUGCACCACCGGCUCAAUUACCGCCUAUGACCAUGUCCCAAGCUGGUAGCAGCAGCCUUUUAGCUCCUAUGCCCUUUACGAAAAGAUGAUGAAUUAAUUACGACGACUUAAAACGAAAUCGAAAAUAAAAAGGCUAUUAUACCAAUCGGUUCUACAGUUAUUGAUUGCUCUUUUUGCGCAUACCCACGGG
Messenger RNA from Hypoxylon trugodes, 1523 nucleotides. RefSeq lists its product as uncharacterized. The transcript has 2 exons. Lineage: Eukaryota; Fungi; Ascomycota; Sordariomycetes; Xylariales; Hypoxylaceae. The record is from RefSeq and is a predicted model, not a curated record. The coding region runs from base 175 to 1422 and encodes 415 amino acids. Gene Ontology annotation, molecular function: RNA polymerase II cis-regulatory region sequence-specific DNA binding; DNA-binding transcription factor activity, RNA polymerase II-specific. Gene Ontology annotation, biological process: regulation of transcription by RNA polymerase II.